Molecule: messenger RNA, 1500 nt
Organism: Cokeromyces recurvatus
Lineage: Eukaryota; Fungi; Mucoromycota; Mucoromycetes; Mucorales; Mucoraceae
Product: COG4 transport protein-domain-containing protein
Exons: 4
Coding region: 1-1500 (499 amino acids)
Source: RefSeq, a predicted model, not a curated record
AUGCUUAGAGUGAUACAACGUUUACAAGAAGAGAGUGAUAUACAAAGCAUUACUAUUAUUGAUCGAUUUUUGAAAGCACGUAAAUUGGAGUCCAAGCUGGUUGAAAUUCAAGUUCAACUGAUUGCUAUCAUGCGUAACAAUACAACUUAUUCAAUAAAUAAAACGGGAACUUCUAAUCCACAAUCACCGCAAAUCGAUCAAGAGUCUACCAAUCCAUUAAUUGAGCCUCGUCAAUUAGACGCUAAUCUUCAUGAAUUAUCCUUAAUUAGUCAGCGAAGUGUCUUGUUCACAUCCUUUAUUAACGAAAGAGCCAGUGAUGAAAUGGACAAUUUAGAAAGCAUUCAACAAACUGAAAAGGACCUCGUUAUGAAGGGCAAAGAUAACCGUUUCUAUGGCAGUAACGGUAUCUUACUCUCGUCCGGUCUAACAAAACGAGUAAAAGAAUUAAUGAGCUCCUAUUUAGUCAUUGAUGAAUAUCUAAUCAAAAAAAGUAUCGAUAAAGCUAUGAAAAUAGAUGAUUAUGAUCCUUCAAGUUCUCCAGUAUCAACUUGUGUUGAUGAUGUGUUUUUCAUUCUUAAGGCAGCCUUAAAACGUUGUAUUUCAACUUAUGAUCCUGAAGUAAUUUGUUCAACAGUAAAGACAGAGAUGAAGAUAUUAGAGAUAGGAUAUUUGAACCAGUUUCAACAAAGGAUGUCGACUAUCUUUACUUCCCAUGACACAUCAGGUCGUAAUUUAGAAAGGGCUAUUGAGCAGGCUAAAGUGAACUACAUGGUAGUUUUAAACAACUUGGAUGUUAGUGCAGAUUACAUGCAUCGUCUAAUAAAGGAAGUAGAAACUGAUAUUACAAAAGGUAUCUGGUUAAAUGAAGAUGAGGAUAUACAAAAGAUAUCAGAGACGAUGAAAGAAUUUGAGGAUUUUUCAGAUAAAUUUAAGCAGUUAUUACAGACUGGACUUCAGCAACUUAUCAAUCAAAUUUUGAAACCAAGAGUUAGACCUUUAUUCCAAGAAGCAUAUAAAGAAGUAAAAUAUGUUCUUGAAGAAGAUGAAUAUAAUGAAGCAGAUAUUGAUGAAAGAUUUAUAAAAAGGUUCUGUCGUGGAGUUGAAAAGCUUGUCCAGAUUUAUAAACAGACCUUGACAGAAAAUAAUUUCAAUACACUUAUGGAAUUAUUAGUUGAUAUAAUGACAGCACAAUGGGAAAGAAUAAUUUUACAAACUAGAUUUAAUCAAUAUGGUGCACUUAGAUUUGAUAAAGAUUUGAGAUCUAUUAUUCAUUAUUUAUCUACUUUAUCAGAAUGGUUAUCAAGAGACAAGUUUACCAGAUUAAAUCAAAUAGCUACAUUAUUGAACUUUGAAGAGCCAACUGAAAUUUAUGAUUUUUGGGGAAAUAAAACAGGUUCGAUAAGCUGGCGUUUAACAGUAACAGAAGUUAAAAAAGUAUUGGCUUUAAGAUUAGACUUUGAUGCAGAUGAAGUUGCGAAUUUAUUACCAAAAAGUAAUUAA